This is a messenger RNA of Penicillium riverlandense, 519 nucleotides long. Its product is annotated as mitochondrial 54S ribosomal protein bL34m. The transcript has 2 exons. The coding region runs from base 1 to 519 and encodes 172 amino acids. The record is from RefSeq and is a predicted model, not a curated record. Lineage: Eukaryota; Fungi; Ascomycota; Eurotiomycetes; Eurotiales; Aspergillaceae.
AUGCUCUGCCUCCGCUGCAGGGCCCUGCCCGCGGUCCGGCCAUCAAUGCCUUCCCGCUCGUUGAACAGGACCACGCAAGGCGCAUCUCAAAACUCACCAAUCACCCCAAUCAUCUCGUCCCGCUCCUUCUCCUCAACCCUCUUCUCAACCCCAACCCACCUGCUGCAGCCAACACCACAGAUCAGCACCAGCAGCCACAUCAUGUCUUCCCGACUCCCAUCCACAGCAAUCCCAUCCGUGUCUUCAUCGUUGUCACUAUCGCCAGUGACAUCUCUCCUCCAGUCCCAAUCCCGCGCCUUCUCCUCAACGCCCACCCCUCGGCGUGCGCCGCUCUACCUACAAUCCUUCACGCCGGGUGCAGAAACGACGGCAUGGAUUCCUGUCGCGGUCCAAGACGAAGAAUGGGCGGAAGGUUAUCCAGCGCCGGAGGUUGAAGGGGAGGAAAAAUAUGAGUUGGUGAAUUGUGAAUUGUUUAUAGAGAGAGGGAUUGUGGAUGUGGAUGCGGAGGUUUUGUCUUAA